UCCAAUCAGUUCUGUGCCGACCGAGGGCCUGCGCGAACGCAACUUGUGAUCCAUAAUACUGGUUAAAUAUAAAAAAAAUAUUAACUUUAAUUUAGGUCAUAACAUAACAUUAUAAGUUAAAAAUAAACAAGAUGCCGCUCAAAGAUUACCCUUUUGAAAUUCGCGAUGUAGAGCCGGAAACCUCACAUUUGUUGAUGAAAUAUUUUACAGGUGAACUUACGGGAUUCGUACGCGUGGGUCCUAAAGGAUAUUUCCUACCGAACAAAUUCAAACAAGAAGCCCACAAAAUUUAUAACUUGGAAAUCAGGCCGAGUGAUGUUUUCGUGGCCAGCUAUCCCAGAUCAGGAACAACCUGGACGCAGGAGCUUGUAUGGAUGGUGGCAAAUGACCUAGAUUACGCUACAUCCAACGCUAUACCGCUCACCGAAAGAUAUCCAUUUUUAGAAUUCACAAUGUGCGUCCACCCUGUUCUGAAACAACGCUUCAUAGAAGAGAACAGUUAUAGCAUGAGGAACUUGAAAAUGUUAGAGUGGGUCACCCAACCAGGAACUGAACAGAUCGCUGCGGCUAAAUCUCCACGAUUUGUAAAGACACAUCUUCCUCUCUCCUUGUUACCGCCGAAAAUGUUGGACGGCAAGGUCGUGUACGUAGCCAGAGACCCGCGGGAUGUCUGCGUCUCCUUCUAUCAUCUGAAUAAGUCUAUGAGAACGCAGGGUUAUACGGGAGACUUCAAGACGUACUGGGAAUUCUUUAUCAGGGAUUUGCAUCACUGGACCCCUUACUUCGAACACUUGAAAGAAGCAUGGGAGAAAAGGCAUCACCCAAAUUUGCUGUUCUUAUUCUAUGAAGAUAUGUCAAAGGAUUUACCAGCAGCUGUAAGACGAGUGAUGGAAUUUUUCGGCAAGAAAUUUAGUGACGAACAAGUAAAACGUCUAAUUGACCACCUAAGCAUCGAAAGUUUUAAAAACAACCCCUCUGUGAACUAUGAUGUUAUGAAAGAACUGGGAAUAAUGGUCGGCGCAAAGGAAUUUAUAAGAAAAGGCAAAGCAGGAGGUUGGCGAGAUUACUUUGACGAGGAAAUGACAUUACAAGCUGAGAAAUGGAUCGCUGAUAACCUGCGCGACACUGAUUUACGCUUCCCCCAUUUACAAUGAACAUCCACAUUUGACUUCUAUUUUCCUAUAUUCUUUACGAAUCUUCAUAGUAGUGUAGUUUCUAUUUUAGUUUCAUAAUUAUUUUCAUGUAAUGUAUAUAAAUAGUUUAAGUGUGUGGUUGUGGAUAAAGUUAACGAUUUAAGAAUUAUGUAUGUACUGAUGCAUAGUUAAGAUGUAAAACCAAUAAAUUUUGAUAAAAAGAGGUGCUACAAUCUGAUCCAAAGAAAUCUCUCUACUGAAUACAUUUCCAUUAAAGAUGUUAGUGGAUAGCAUGAAGGUGGCUUGCUAAUAACUUGAUAAAGUAAAAUGGUAUUUCGAAUUAUUUAUUAACAUUUAAAUUAACUUUAAUGUGUAUGUAAAUAAAAGUAUUCUGUAAAA
Colias croceus (clouded yellow) is the source of this 1532-nucleotide messenger RNA. RefSeq names its product sulfotransferase 1C4-like. Gene Ontology annotation, cellular component: cytoplasm. NCBI's taxonomy places the organism in Eukaryota, Metazoa, Arthropoda, Insecta, Lepidoptera, Pieridae. Gene Ontology annotation, molecular function: sulfotransferase activity. Gene Ontology annotation, biological process: sulfation. The record is from RefSeq and is a predicted model, not a curated record. Bases 132 to 1154 code for a protein of 340 amino acids. The transcript is spliced from 7 exons.